AUUGAUACAGUAUAAAUGGCUCAUGACCGCCAAGGAGCAGUAUCAUUCGUUUGUGGCCGUUCACCGGAUUUGGUAGUGCAACACAUAGGUGGAAUUGGGAGCAGUAUGAAGGGAUUUGUUGUGUUAUCAAUGGCUUUGGCCGUUGCUUUGGGAGCAGCCAUUGAUAAGCCGGUCAAGGAAGUGGAAACCAAGCAGAUGACGGACGCGACCCAGGAACGCAAAGUACAGGAAAAACGAGGACUAAGCGAUUACGCGCACGGACAUGGAUACUCGCUUCAUCCUGAGAUGCUAAGUGGAUUUCAGCCAUCGUAUUCCUAUGAAGCUCCAGAAAGCUUUGAAGAUUACAAGCACCUGAAGCAUCAAAGCUAUGAGCACAAGACCUACGACUGGAAAGAUGAGAAGCAUACCAUCAUCACCAAGAAGGUGCCAGUUCCAUACAAAGUGGAAGUGGAGAAGCAUACCAUUAUUGAAAAGCAAGUGCCUGUCCAUGUAGAUCGCCCUGUUCCAUACCGUGUGGAAGUAGAGCGUAAGGUUCCAGUGUAUGUCGAAAAGAAGGUUCCAGUGCACGUAGAUCGUCCAGUUCCAUACCCAGUUAAGGUGCCUUACCCAGUGGAGGUCGAGAAAAAAGUGCCAGUCUACGUAGAGAAGAAGGUUCACGUUGAUCGUCCAGUUCCGUACCCUGUCGAAGUUGAGAAGAAGGUUCCAGUCUACGUCGAAAAGAAGGUUCCAGUCCAUGUUGACCGUUACGUCCCAUAUCCUGUGGAAGUCAAGGUUCCAGUAGUCCACAAAGUCAAGGUGGAAGUGCCGAAACCUUAUACCGUCCAAAUCCCAAAGCCAUAUCCGGUGUACGUCGAGAAGGAAGUCAUCAAACACAUUGAUCGCCCAGUGCACGUUGAAGUAGAGAAGAAGGUUCCAGUUCCAGUUCUUCACAAAGUUGAAGUGCCAAAACCAUAUGCUGUGAUCAUUGAGAAGCCAGUUCUGGUUGAAAAGAACCACGAUCAUCACGAUCAUGACGACAACCACGAAAGUCACGUUUAUGUGCAGCAAAAACCAGUGACCCUGAAGCUGACCGGAUACACUUCCGAGCCUGUCCAUGAUGCCCACCAUGACGAAGAGGACCACCAUCACCAGAGCGAAAAGCACAUUGUGCAGUACCAAAUUCAUCAGACGUCUCAUCCAGUUGCUGAACGGUUGGUUCAGCACAAGGAUGAGCACGAUGAUAGCGAAGAGCACCACCAGGAUGCCCGUUACCACCACCAGCGACAACAUCAGCAUCAGCACCAGCAGCACCAUGAAGAGUACCGCCAUCACGAUGACGACCAUCAUGAACAUCGCGAAGAACACCAUCACGUUCCUAGCCACCAUAAGCGCGAAUCCGAGAAGCAGCAAUGAUUUGAACUCGAACCGUUCGUUCUCUAGUCUAUCCGUGUUAACUGAAUUGUUGGAAAAGUUGUUUCUGUUAAAUUUAUUUGUUAAUAAAUCUGUUAGCUAAUGUAA
This is a messenger RNA of Aedes albopictus (Asian tiger mosquito), 1497 nucleotides long. RefSeq names its product titin. Lineage: Eukaryota; Metazoa; Arthropoda; Insecta; Diptera; Culicidae. The record is from RefSeq and is a predicted model, not a curated record. The transcript has 2 exons. The coding region runs from base 16 to 1392 and encodes 458 amino acids.